AGGCGCUUGCUAGCUGCUAGACCAUCAUGUUCUUUUCAAUGAAGAAUCACCCACUCAAGUUGCUCACACUCCCGACCAUUGCCUUUUGCUCAAGUUGCUCAAAGACCGACAGCUGGGAGUCCAUUUUUCACGCUAUCCCAGACACCAUGUCCUUGGCAUCUUGGCAAGACAACAUCAUCCUGCUGUCUGACAGCUACAAGGUGAGCCACUAUCGGCAAUAUCCUCCAGGUACACAGUAUGUGUACAGCUACUUCGAGAGUCGUGGAUGUGACCGAGAGGGAUGGGAUUCAGUUUGCUUCUUUGGCUUGCAAUAUUUUCUCAAGCGCUACUUGACUGGCCAAGUUGUGACACGAGAGAAGAUUGAACAAGCUGCCAAGAUCUACUCACAACAUUUUGGCGAUGGCACCAAUGACAAUCCGGACCUUUUCUACCGUGAAGGUUGGGAGUACAUCCUGGAGAAGCACGGAGGACGUCUUCCUGUGAAGAUCAAGGCACUCCCGGAAGGAACUGUCGUGCCGGUGAAGACUGUCCUCAUCACUGUGGUGAACACAGACCCAGAGUGCUAUUGGUUGACGAACUUUCUGGAGACGCUCCUUGUGCAGGUUUGGUUCCCAAUGACCGUCUGCACAAACAGCAGAUACCAAAAGCUUUCCAUCCAGAAGUACUUGGAGGAGACAGGAUGCGAGGACUGGAAGCCUCCUGGAGGAGCAGCCUACAAGUUGCACGAUUUUGGCUUUCGUGGAGUGUCAUCGGUGGAAUCUGCCGCCACUGGCGGAUUAGGCCACCUGGUGAACUUCAUGGGCUCCGACACCGUCAUUGCGCUGCUGGCAGCGGAGAAGUUCUAUGGCGCCAAGCGCGCGGUGGGCACCUCCAUCCCGGCCUCCGAGCAUUCAACCAUCACCUCGUGGGGAGUGGAUGGUGAGCUGGAUGCAAUGCGAAACAUGCUGGACCAGUACCCCACUGGCCUUGUGGCCUGCGUGAGCGAUUCCUUUGACGUCUUCAAGGCAUGCAGGGAGUACUGGGGAGAUGCAUUGAAGGACAAGAUCAAGGGCCGCAUCAGUGAUACCAGCUUUGGACAGCUGGUGGUGCGACCAGACAGUGGAGAUCCGGAGGAAACAUGCGUUGCCAUUAUGAAGAUCCUCCUGGAACAAUUUGCUGAGGAAGUGACUGAAACAAAGACUGGACACAAACUGCUUCCGCCCUACAUCCGGGUGAUCCAGGGCGAUGGCGUUGACUAUCAGUCUAUCCCCAAGAUCUUGCAAAGGUUCAAGGAUGAAGGCAUUGCAGCGGCUAACAUUACCUUUGGCAGUGGCGGAGCUCUUUUGCAGAAAGUGAAUCGUGACACUUUCAAGAUUGCCUUCAAGUGUGCCGAAGUCACCUUGGAGAGUGGAGAGGCUCGAGAAGUCUUCAAGGAUCCGCUGACCGACGAUGGUAAGGCUUCCAAGAAAGGUCGCCUCACUCUGCAGAAGGCGUCUGACAUUACAACCUACUCCGAAGAGGACGUGUACAAGCCACGUCAGGGAGUGGAUGGAGUGAAGGGUGGUACCGGUUUCUUGCACUUUACUCCGGAUGGAAACUACGUCACCGUGGCAAGUGGAAAGGGUGACCCUGAGAAAGAUUUGUUGGUGGAUGUCUACGAGAAUGGUAUGAUGCUCAAGGAUUACAAGUUGUCCGAGAUCAGAAGGCGUGCGGAUGUCGAGAACGGUCCUUUUGUCAACUCUCCGGAGGAGCCUGAGGAACCAGAGCCUGCUCCGGUGCCGGCCGCUGCCAGGCCAACCUAUGUGACGGUGCCCUUCCCAAGUCAGAAGAUCAUGACGGCAGCACCUCCUGGAGCUGUGCGAAUGAUUCCUGUGAUGAACAGGCCCAGCUUUGUGGCGGCGCCGCAGCCAGCACCAAUGCCACAGGUGAACCGCCCGGCCAGCUUUGUGGCUGCUCCCAUGGUCGGUACCCAGCCACAGGCGCAGUCCAUGUAUGUCCCCUCUCAAAUUCGGCCGUUCGCGAUGCCAGCACAGAUCUCCCAUCCAAGCUUCGUAGCCCCUGGGGCUCGCCCAAGCAUUGUAAACCCAGGACAACCUAUUCAGGCCCCAGUCUAUUCAAGUCAAGGACUCCAGGCAACAGUGCGACCCGGCGUUGUGAUGACAGCUCCAGGUGCGUCCCAGCCAACGAUCAUGCCUCAGCGAAGUGCUUCACUGGGGGUUGGAUUUGGUAUGGGCAACAUGGUGCGAAUGGUGCCGGGCCAGAGCUGAUCAGCCUUCGAUUUUGCAGGGCCUGGGGGCCCUGCCUCAGAACUUGAGGAGGGUUACCAUUGACAGGGUGCCAAUUGGCCGAUGUUUAAAAAGCAUAUAGAACAACAUCGCAUUUUUUGUUAAC
Molecule: messenger RNA, 2370 nt
Organism: Durusdinium trenchii
Lineage: Eukaryota; Dinophyceae; Suessiales; Symbiodiniaceae
Source: the annotation of a GenBank genome assembly